Molecule: messenger RNA, 618 nt
Organism: Drosophila melanogaster (fruit fly)
Lineage: Eukaryota; Metazoa; Arthropoda; Insecta; Diptera; Drosophilidae
Exons: 2
Coding region: 40-558 (172 amino acids)
Source: RefSeq, marked reviewed
GUUGCAUACGGUCUCUAAAACUUUUCAGCAGAGAACAAAAUGAUUCCAGCUAAAACCGAGACGGAAGCUCCGUGCAUUAAAGAUCCCAAGGAGAUUGAAGCAAAACCUGCUGAAAACAUGGAAAUUAUUCAUAAAACGAUCGUGGAGGAUAAAAAGCACAAAGAUCCCAAGGAGAUUGAAGCAAAACCUGCUGAAGCCAUGGAAAGUGCUGCUAAAAUGUUCGUGAAGGAUAAAAAGCAUAUGGAGCAAAUGUUGGCUCUUUCCACGAUUCCACUGCGCAUGGACCAACAAAUCCAGUGCAUCAAGACAAUUCAGCAGGAGCUGCUUAAGCUUCACCUGAAGCAGGUGAUGCUCCUCGACGGCUGCACCGAAUUACUACAUGAACUAAAGGCCGUGCAGCCCACUGAUGAGAACGAGGAGAUAAAAGUGUUGGAAACAUUUCGUGAGGUCAAGUCGAAGCUAUCGGGUGUAUUUGAACACUACCUUCCCGCCCAGCUGAGCAUACUGAAGCAAGAAUCGAAGAUAUCACAAGUGUCCGCCGAAAUAAUUCCAAAAUAAUUUUAUUACAUCGAUUUAUAAGUUUAAAUAUAAAAUCGUUAAGGGUUCAAUAUCUUAGCC